This is a messenger RNA of Octopus bimaculoides (California two-spot octopus), 444 nucleotides long. RefSeq names its product protein ZBED8-like. NCBI's taxonomy places the organism in Eukaryota, Metazoa, Mollusca, Cephalopoda, Octopoda, Octopodidae. The record is from RefSeq and is a predicted model, not a curated record.
AUGCAACCCUCAUGCUUGGAACUCCACUUGAGGACAACACAUCCUGCUCUUGCAGACAAGCCCAAGGCAUUCUUUGAAACAGAAAGACAUUCCUUGAAGAAAGCUAAGUUGGACAAUAAUGGGGCAUUUCGGCAACAAACUUCAAUGGUUGUUGAGACUUUCUAUGAGAUCGCCAUGUUGAUCGCAAAGAGCAAGAAGAGCCAUAACAUCAGAGAGUCUCUCAUAAAAUCAAGUCUACUCUGUGCAGCAGAACUCGUUCUGGGGAAACAUAGUGCAAACAAGCUUUACCAGACUACACUAUCAAACGAUACAGUCAAGGGAAGGAUCAACGACUUGUCUCAAGAUAUCAAAGAUCAAAUUCUCAACCAAGUAGGAGAUUCUCCUGGUCUUGCCAUCCAGUGUGACAAAAAAGCUGACAUUGCUCAGUGUUCUCUCAGCUACUGA